AUGGGCCGGACGCUGCUCCUCGCGGGCACCUUCCUGCUCUGCUGUGCCACUGGGGGGGCGCUGGAGUGCCGUGUGUGCGAGGUGGGAAACCCCUAUGAGGGCUGCGUGUGGGGCCAGGGGACGUGCAAGGCCCCCCCUGGGGGCGUCUGCUGGAGCCACGUCGCCACCUUUGGCCCCCUCUUCUCGCUGUCCACUCUGGGCUGCAACCCCCCAGGGACCUCCUGCGACGCCGCCGGGCUCCUCGACCCCUUCUUCGGCUUCUCCUACAAUCGCACCUGCUGCAACGACACCGACCUCUGCAACGCGCCCCCCGCCCUGCCCGCCCGCUGGCCCUGGAGCUGCGCCCCCCGCUCCCUCUGUGCCCCCCAUGCCGGCCUGCUGGGGGCGCUGGCGCUCUGGGCCCUGCACUGA
This is a messenger RNA of Emys orbicularis (European pond turtle), 411 nucleotides long. RefSeq names its product lymphocyte antigen 6 complex locus protein G6c-like. The coding region runs from base 1 to 411 and encodes 136 amino acids. The transcript has 3 exons. Lineage: Eukaryota; Metazoa; Chordata; Testudines; Emydidae. The record is from RefSeq and is a predicted model, not a curated record.